Messenger RNA from Arxiozyma heterogenica, 246 nucleotides. RefSeq lists its product as uncharacterized. The coding region runs from base 1 to 246 and encodes 81 amino acids. Lineage: Eukaryota; Fungi; Ascomycota; Saccharomycetes; Saccharomycetales; Saccharomycetaceae. The record is from RefSeq and is a predicted model, not a curated record. The transcript has a single exon.
AUGUCUAGUUCUAAUACUAAUAUUUUGCAGUAUAUCUUAAAAUGGCAACUAAUAAUCUUAUUCUUUAGUAUAGCAUUGAAAUUAUUAAAUAAAUAUUAUUUAGAAAAUGUUGUGUUUUAUAUACUAGAUUACCCAGGUGAUGAAGUAAAAGAAUUGUUAUGGUGGCAAAGGUGGACUACUAUGGAAAGACUUGGUUGGUCAAUUAUAGAUUACAUUGAGAAAAGACAAUUACAGUCAAAUAUAUAG